This is a messenger RNA of Paramecium sonneborni, 577 nucleotides long. The record is from the annotation of a GenBank genome assembly. Lineage: Eukaryota; Ciliophora; Oligohymenophorea; Peniculida; Parameciidae.
AUGAGAGAGUAACAACAUCUUCUAAUUUAGUUUACAAUCAGAACUUAGAACUCUUUAUAUCAAAUUAGGGAUAUUCUAUGUUUUUUUAAUAUUUGAUUUAAUUUGGUCAUCAUUUAUUGAGCCAACUACAAUGAAUCAAAUAUCUUAAGACAAUAAAGAAGGAUAAACAUAAAUUUUAUGGAUGAGCUCUGUUCACAUUAUAGUAACAGGAAUAAUAUUUGUAUUAUUCUGUACAUUAAUGUGGUAAACAUAGCCAUUAAAAUUAGGAAUGAUUAAACUCUUAAUUCGGUAUUGAAAAUUUUGAAUAUCUAGAGAUUUUAUGUAUGUCUUUUUAAUUAGUGGUGCUAUGCUUAUUAUUGUUGUAAUUGAAAGAGUUGCUAUUUUUAUAACAAAUACAAAAUCAAAUGCAACUAUAUAAGAAGUAAUUUAGUCGAAUUGGUCUAGCUUUUUUUAUUAAUUAUUUUUUUUUAUUAGAUUUCUCUUAAGACCUCUUUACAUCUUUGUGAUGUUGCAUGGUUCCUUAAAAAUAACUAAACCUUAUUAUCACAUGAGAAACCCAGAACUUUUCCUUAAUUGA